GACAUAUGGUUACUAGUACCACUCCACUGGUACACGUACCACUCCACUGGUACACGUACCACUCCACUGGUACAUGUACCAGUCUAUUGGUGCGUUUCCUUUGCCGCCUAGUGGUACCACCCUCACCUUCAGAUUCUGUGGCCGCUUUCACCACUGUUCACCACUGUUCAAACUCUCCACUUUCACUCCACUGGUACACGUAUCACUCCAUUGGUACAUGUACCACUCCACUGGUACACGUACCACUCCACUAGUAUCACUCCACUGGUACACGUACCACUCCACUGGUACAUGUACCAGUCCAUUGGUGCAUUUCCUCUGCCGCCUAGUGGUACCACCCUCACCUUCAGAUUCUGUCGCCGCCACUUAGGGUUGAUCGAAUCUCUACCGUGGAAGGACGGUGGUCAACAGGAAAAGAUCAAGCGCAUGCCGUGGAUAAGAGGAAGUCGUUGGAAGGUGAUGUUUGGGAUGGAAGACGGAGGACGGCAGACGGCCGACGACAUGGAUGGUUGGACCUGUUGUAAGGGCGGCGGGGAUAUCCCCUGCGCGUCUUCCUCCUCCGACGAGCAACCCACCAGGCGGGUCGGAGGCAAUCCCACUGCGACGCUGCCCGAUGUUUCCGAUCGCCGUCGAGUUUUGCAGAGUAGAGAGUCGGAUUGCUAUUUGGAGAAAAUACGGAGAAUAUUGGACUUGGAAGAGCAAUCGACGCUUUCCCCAUCCAACAAGAUUGCUCCUUCCCAAUUAGUUUUUAAUUAUUAUUGAGAACUUUCCCAAAUUACAAGAUUAUGAAAAAAAUACAAAAAACAACUGUAAUUAAUAAUUGUCAAAUGAUUGAGAAAAAAACUGACCAAUGAGAAAGGGGGUGUCAAAAAUUAGACCCCUUUGGGGGUAGUCAUGCUAACCGAUCCUUGGAUUGUUGUCACAAUUAAUGUCAUCACAAACAGCUAACAUUUAUAAGCCAUGUCCUACGUUACAAAGCCUUUUUUUUACAAUUGUCAUUGGUAAUAUCUAUUAUUUCCGACGACUUGGUGGCUCGUCCAUAAUAUGAUCUUUACUGACAAAGUUAUCGAUGACACUAUCUAUUCGUCACAAAUAUUUUAUUUUACGAGGUGCUCACCGUCAAUAAUACACUCUCUUUUUUCAA
Linum trigynum is the source of this 1144-nucleotide messenger RNA. Lineage: Eukaryota; Viridiplantae; Streptophyta; Magnoliopsida; Malpighiales; Linaceae. The record is from the annotation of a GenBank genome assembly.